Molecule: messenger RNA, 2099 nt
Organism: Phoenix dactylifera (date palm)
Lineage: Eukaryota; Viridiplantae; Streptophyta; Magnoliopsida; Arecales; Arecaceae
Source: RefSeq, a predicted model, not a curated record
UCUGCACUCCAAACCUCUAUAAAAGACAGGAAAGAGCCAAGCCCGGAUCGCUCUCUCUCUCUCGCCGAAGAUCGCUGCAGUGUCGAGAUUUUUUUUUUAAGGGGAUCCUUCUAGGUUUUGGAAACCGUUGCUCUCUUCUCUCGUUAAUCGUUGUGGUAUCUGUACUUCUUGGGCAAGAAAUGGCGGUGCUGCCACUGGAAUCGCUGCCGCGGGGGUUCCGGUUCCAUCCGACGGACGAGGAACUCGUGAACCACUACCUCAAGGGCAAGAUCAACGGCCGGAUCAACUCCGAGGUCGUCGUCAUUCCCGAGGUCGACGUCUGCAAGUGCGAGCCCUGGGACCUCCCCGAUAAGUCGGUGAUCCGAUCGGAUGAUCCGGAGUGGUUCUUCUUCUCGCCGAGGGACCGGAAGUACCCCAGCGGGCACAGGUCGAAUCGGGCGACGAAAGCCGGGUACUGGAAGGCCACCGGCAGGGACAGGAUGAUUAAGACCAAGCCGCCGGGCUCGACCAUCAUCGGCAUGAAGAAGACCCUCGUCUUCCACCGCGGCCGGGCGCCGAAGGGGGUCCGCACCAAUUGGAUCAUUCACGAGUACCGCACCACCGAGUUCGAGUUUGACUCCGGGGAACAGGGUAGCUUUGUUCUUUGUCGCUUAUUCAAGAAGCCCGAGGAGAAGAGCCCAAGUUCCAUUGUUGAUGGGGUAGAUGGAAAUGUUGAUGAGAUGGAGUCUGGUGGCUUAUCUCCUACUCCAACUAGGUUUUUGCCAGGUGAAACCCAGCAGGGAACAGAUACCUUGGAAGAAUUUGCAGCACUUCUGAAUUUUCAAGAUAUGCAAGAAAAUUUGCAGCCUUUCUUCAACUCUUUGGACACACAAUCGACAAGGAGACCUGAAGAUAAAGGAGAUCAUGCAACAACAUAUCCUUUAAGACCUGAAGAGAGCCAUCGCAAUAACAAUGGAGCUUCUGCUAUAGGUGAUCAUGAGGCUGAUCCAGAGGUUGAUUUUAUACUGGGUGAAUUAAACGAAUUCUUAAGCCCAGAAUAUGAACAACUUGAUUUUGAUCAGCUUCCCCCCAUCAGUUCCUCUUCCUUCUGUGACAACGUUUACCAGGGACCACAUAUGUUUCAAGAUAACUAUGUUGAGCAGGACCUGGUCACUGAACUCUUGGAUGGUGUGGUUAAUAACCAAAAAGAAGAUUUCUCUGAGGUAACAGAUACUCAGAAGGAUUCAAUCCUGAUGGAUGUGCCGGAUCAUCUUAUUUGUACGCUGCAAGUUUCUUCCUGGGACUGUGUGUCUGGCAAGGAGAAUGGGACAGGCAGUGAUGCUGAUACCAUACCUGUAACUAUGCAGGAAGGCCAGGAUAUUGAUACUUCUGGACGUUGCUAUUGUUCAGCUUUUCCGUCAAGUAGUUCUUCACAGAUGAAUAACUCUAAUAACUAUAAUGAAACAAGAACGGAUGAGAUAAACCUGCUUCCAGAAACAGAAAAUGCAGUAUGGCUUCAGAGUGGCACAAUUAAGAUCAGGACUCGCCAGCAACUUCCGGACGUGAACAACUUAACAGCAAGGCAGGGCUCGGUACGUAGAAAUUUGAAAUUGCAAAAUGAAAUUGACAAAGGAUCAAUGGUCAUAUGUAGUGGAUUAAGCAGUAAGAAAGAUGAUAAUGAGGUUAACUCAGUGAUACCCAAGGCUGGAGUAUGUGCUGAACACCAAACAGCUGAAGAUACAGAAGUUUCAAGGUCUCUCUUUCUUGAUGAUGUUGAGGGCACCUCUGAUCAUGAUGAUGCAACCUCUACUGAGGCAAUGGCUGCCUUCUCAGAGAUCUCUCUUGAAUCUAAAUCUAAACCGAGGCAAAGGAGAAGAGCUACUCAUGAAAAUGAUGAUAAACUCAAAGGCCUGUCUCUGCACUCGGAUACACCUAGAACUGUUUCCAUCUCUAUUACUAGAGCGAGUGUGGUUCAGUUGGCCAUCCUUUUGCUAAUCUGUGUUGUGAUAAGAUGGUAUUUAAGUUCUUGAUAUGUUUACAAAAACAAGCCCUGUAUUAUUUUGCAAAUAUACAGGUCCAUAACAGUUUCUAAUAUGCAGCUUUUUUUCGGCCUUCUUAAA